CCCGAGCACGCGCUCUCGCGCUGCCGGCAGAAAAGAAACAAACAAAAAAAAAGCUGCAAACGUCGAGGAAGAGUGCGACCCGGAGCGCAUGAGGCGGCGGCGGUGGUGGCCCGCCGGGGCUUAGAACACCAUGAGAACUGGAGCGACGCCGGCUCUCGGGGGAUGAAGAGCUUUAAGGUGUAAUCUAUUGAAAACCUACAUUCUAUGCUUGUGUUAUUUACAAGUGGUCAUCCAUUUCUGAGGAACACUCCAUCUUGUCACAAUGGCUCCCAAGGACAUUAUGACCAACUCUCAUGCCAAGUCCAUCUUGAAUGCAAUGAACGCAUUGAGAAAGAGUAACACUCUGUGUGACAUUACACUGAAGGUGGAGAACACGGAUUUCCCGGCCCACAGAAUUGUGUUGGCAGCCUGCAGUGACUACUUCUGUGCCAUGUUCACUAGUGAGCUGUCUGAAAAGGGUAAGCCAUUUGUAGACAUCCAGGGCCUCACAGCCUCUACCAUGGAAAUCUUGCUUGACUUUGUUUAUACCGAAACAGUUCAUGUGACAGUGGAGAAUGUCCAAGAACUGUUACCUGCUGCCUGUCUACUCCAGCUGAAAGGGGUAAAGCAAGCUUGCUGUGAAUUCUUGGAGAGCCAGCUGGACCCAUCAAACUGCCUGGGUAUCCGUGACUUUGCCGAAACCCACAAUUGUGUUGAUCUAAUGCAGGCAGCCGAGGUGUUCAGCCAGAAGAACUUUCCAGAGGUUGUGCAACAUGAGGAGUUUAUGUUGCUAAGCAAAGAGGAAGUGGAGAAGCUCAUCAAAUGCGAUGAAAUUCAGGUUGACUCAGAAGAGCCAGUUUUUGAAGCUGUUAUAAAUUGGGUGAAACACUUCAAGAAAGAAAGGGAAUCUUUUCUCCCUGCAAUGCUGCAGUAUGUUCGUAUGCCCCUCUUGACACCCCGAUACAUCACAGAUGUGAUUGACACAGAGCCUUUAAUCAGAUGUAGUCUGCAAUGUAGGGAUCUGGUGGAUGAGGCCAAGAAAUUUCACUUGCGUCCUGAACUUAGGAGUCAAAUGCAGGGACCAAGAACCAGGCCCCGUCUUGGUGCUAAUGAGGUCCUUCUAGUGAUUGGUGGAUUUGGCAGCCAACAGUCCCCUAUUGAUGUUGUAGAAAAAUAUGAUCCCAAGACCCAGGAAUGGAGCUUCCUUCCAAGUAUCACACGGAAAAGAAGGUAUGUGGCUACAGUUUCUUUGAAUGACCGAGUCUAUGUCAUUGGUGGCUAUGAUGGACGAUCCCGCCUCAGUUCAGUAGAGUGCCUUGAUUAUGCUGCAGAUGAAGAUGGUGUGUGGUACUCUGUGGCUCCCAUGAAUGUGCGCAGGGGUUUGGCAGGAGCCACAACACUGGGAGCAGACAUGAUCUAUGUGGCUGGAGGCUUUGAUGGAAGCCGACGACACACUAGCAUGGAAAGAUACGAUCCAAACAUUGACCAGUGGAGCAUGCUGGGAGAUAUGCAGACUGCUAGAGAGGGAGCAGGCCUUGUGGUGGCAAAUGGUCUUAUCUACUGCCUUGGAGGCUAUGACGGUCUUAACAUACUAAGCUCUGUAGAACGCUAUGAUCCUCAGACUGGACACUGGACAAAUAUCACUCCAAUGGCCACAAAGCGCUCAGGGGCUGGCGUGGCCUUACUGAAUGACCAUAUCUAUGUGGUGGGGGGCUUUGAUGGAACAGCCCAUCUUUCCUCAGUGGAAGCCUACAAUAUCCGCACUGAUUCCUGGACUACUGUUACCAGCAUGACUACACCAAGGUGCUAUGUGGGCGCCACAGUCCUGCGUGGGAGGCUGUAUGCGAUAGCUGGGUAUGACGGUAAUUCACUUCUCAGCAGUAUAGAGUGCUAUGACCCCAUCAUUGACAGCUGGGAGGUGGUGACAUCCAUGGGUACCCAGCGCUGUGAUGCUGGAGUCUGUGUACUUCGGGAAAAGUAAAGGCAACAUGGGCCAGGAAGGACAAAAGGGAAAAAGCAGGCGGAAUCUGAUGGUGGAGCUUGACGGGAGUUGAUUGUAAGGGGCAGAGGAGCGACUUCAUCACCCACACCUCCUCUCCCCGUUUCGGCAAAAUAGCAUUGUGACCCCUAAGCUUGUAACACUCCAGACCUGGUGGCCCUACAGGUGUAACCAGGUGUCAGUGGUGCAUGAGUAUAACCACUGGAUUCUCAUCCAGGAAGACCCUGCUUCAGAAGUGCAAUAUCAUGUUUUUGUUUUUUUGUUUUUGGUCUUGUUCACCAGCACAUAAACUUGAAAAGAUCUUGUCAGAAAAAAAAAAAAAAAAACACUCCCAUGGUUAAUAUUUUGUAGAAUCAAAAGACUAAAAUGGAUGCCUUGGUGCAAGAAGAAUAAAUCGUUGACUUUAA
Erpetoichthys calabaricus (reedfish) is the source of this 2385-nucleotide messenger RNA. RefSeq names its product kelch-like protein 12. The transcript is spliced from 12 exons. Lineage: Eukaryota; Metazoa; Chordata; Cladistia; Polypteriformes; Polypteridae. The record is from RefSeq and is a predicted model, not a curated record. The coding region runs from base 263 to 1960 and encodes 565 amino acids. Gene Ontology annotation, molecular function: protein binding.